AUGGCUUCAUCAAAAGCUCACUCUUUUGCCUCUCUCCCGGCAUCCCAGCCUCCUGUCAUCGACGCCGACUCUCUACCAUCUGCUCACUCCACGGAUCUGAAACUCGAGCCUGCCACGCUUCUCGAAUACGUUCAAAUGACGUACCUCAACGCCGAUGAAUGGAAGGGCCCAUUGACCAUCGAACAAUAUCUCCAGCGCGAAGACAUCCUACAGGCCGUUGAUUUGACAAAAGACGCACGUAUCACUGGAUGGAUUUUGACCUCUGACUCGCUACCCAGAAACACUGAUGGAUCGAGACCUAUUCUUGCCAGCUGCGAGAGUAUCCCAAUCCAUGCCUAUGUUGCUCGGGAUGGCGUUGUCGAGAAGGUCCAGGCACAUGGCGUCGCUUCGGUUUAUAAUCGACCGGAACACCGGGGCAGAGGUUAUGCUUCUCGCAUGAUGGCAGAGCUGGGCAAGAGACUGGAGACCUGGCAGUCGCCAAACGGGAGGACAAAUCGGUUCUCGGUGCUAUUUUCGGAUAUUGGCCAGACCUUCUAUGCUAGGUUUGGGUGGAAAGUCUUCCCAUCCACCCAUAUUCACCUGCAACAGAUCAAUCGGCUGGCUUACGAAAGAGCCACUUCCGGGCUCCCUGCCGUCGAAGACUUGUCAUUGGAGGACCUAAAGUCCAUACCGACCAUCGAGUACGUUGAACGUCGUUUGCAGGAGAUAUCCACCGCAGAACCAGGCAAAACCCACGUCGCCAUUCGUCCUGAUUUGGAGCACUUCGAGUGGCAUUUUGCUCGAGAUGAGUUCCAGACUAACGUCAUGGGGAAGCACUUUCCAAAAGUCAAGGGAGCUAUUCACCGGUCCACCGGUCUCGCUCUUAUUUGGUGUCGCGUCUAUGCGGCCAAGAAGUCGGAUUGGCAACUACAUAUCCUCCACACCGUAGUUCCGCCUUCAAUGCAGAAUUCGCAGGAGGCGGAGGCAGUGAUGGCCGCUCUGCUUGCGAGAGCCCAGCUGGAAGCUCAUGAAUGGGAAAUGGCUAGCGGGGUUGAAGUAUGGGACCCUUCCGAUCUGGUAGUCGCUUCGGCUCAGAGGCUGCGGACGGAAGAGCAAGGUAAAGUGGACAUCAUUACUCGCGACAAGGAGCAUCUAUGCAGCCUGCGAUGGAGCGGUGAGCCUGACGAGGAUGUGGUCUGGCUGGCCAAGGAGAAGUACGCCUGGUGUUGA
Messenger RNA from Cladophialophora carrionii CBS 160.54, 1209 nucleotides. RefSeq lists its product as uncharacterized. The record is from RefSeq and is a predicted model, not a curated record. The coding region runs from base 1 to 1209 and encodes 402 amino acids. Lineage: Eukaryota; Fungi; Ascomycota; Eurotiomycetes; Chaetothyriales; Herpotrichiellaceae. The transcript has a single exon.